This is a messenger RNA of Geodia barretti, 1800 nucleotides long. Lineage: Eukaryota; Metazoa; Porifera; Demospongiae; Tetractinellida; Geodiidae. The record is from the annotation of a GenBank genome assembly.
AUGGCGGGAACUCCCCCUACCGAUGGCAAGAGCACCGAGGUCCAAUGGUUGCAUUGGGGCCCCGAUGCGUUUGCGCUUGCCCAGGAGACUGACAAACCGGUCCUCCUCUCCAUAUCGGCCGUCUGGUGCUAUUGGUGCCACGUCAUGGAGGACACAACCUACAGCGAUUCGGACUUGGCAAGCUUCGUCAACAACAAUUUUGUGCCGGUGAUGGUUGACAAUGACCACCGGCCCGACGUCAAUGCUCGCUACAACGUGGGCGGCUGGCCUACCACGGCGUUCCUGACGCCCCACGGGGGCUAUAUAGCGGGAGCAACCUACCUGCCUGCCGACCAGCUUCUGGCGAUGCUGAUGGAGGUCAAGCGGGCUUACGAAGAGGACAAAUCCGGCAUCUACGACCAGACAGCCCAACUGCACCGCCAGAGACAGGAUUACGUGGGUAGGGUGUCCGCUGGCAUUGGCGAACUCGAUCAUCGCCUGGUGGAUACCACAGCCCGCCGCAUGGCCGGCGCCUACGAUGCGCGUUAUGGCGGAUUUGGCGAAGAGCCCAAAUUCCCUUCGGCACCGAUUCUGCAGUUCAUGCUGCACCUUUACCGCACUUCCGGCGAAGAUUUCUACCAGGCGAUUUUACAGAAGUCGCUGGACGGCAUGAUCGCGGGGGAACUAUACGAUGGAGUCGAUGGAGGCUUCUUCCGUUAUUGUGCUCAACAAGACUGGACCGAGGUCCAGCAUGAAAAGAUGCUGGAAGAUAAUAUCAACCUUGCCAGGGUUUUCCUGGACGCGUCAAUUCUGCUGGGCGACCCUGGGUACCAGCGGAUAGCUUCCAGUACGUUGGACUACCUGGUUACCGUGCUGCUCGAUCCUGAGACCGGGGGCUUUCGUGGCAGCCAGGGGGCCCAUUCCGACUAUUUCGGCUACCCCGAAGAGGACAGGAAGACAGGGGAAGCGCCCGCUCCGGACCCGUUUUCCUACACCGGCUUGACCUGCCAGGCAGCCUCCCUGCUUUUAGAAGCGACUUGGAAGUUGCCCAGGCCUGAACUGGCUGCCAUUGCCCUCAAAUCGCUGGAAACCUUGUCGGCUUUUGCGGCCGGUGGGCGACUGCCUCACGCCUUCGACCGACACGGGCGACCUUCGCCCCAGCUUUCCGAAGAAACUGAUCUCCUGACCGACUGGGCCGCCUAUUUGAAUGCACUGCUGGACGCUCACAACUCUUGUCCGAACGACCCUGAAUACCUGUCGCUGGCCCAGCAGGCCGUCGAACAAUUGGAUGGAAGGUUCUAUGAUCAGGCCAGGAGCGGGUAUUUUGAUACUGAGGCCGAUACUGGUGCAGUGGGUUACCUGAGGCUGCGGGAAAAGCCGCUGUCGGAGAACGUGAUCAUGGCCGAGGCUCUAUUGAAGCUUCACCACGCCACCGGCGGCACGAGUUAUCGGUUGAGGGCAGAAAACGUGCUCCGCGCCUAUGUCGAGGCUAACCGUGACUUCGGCGAACAUGCUGCCAGCUAUGCCGUUGCCGUGGAUCACUUCCUGCAUCCCCCGGUAGAAAUCACCAUCGAGGGUGAGGCCGGUCACGAAGCUACAGUUGCCCUCUCGCUGGCCGCCGGUCGGGUCAAUCACCCUUAUGUAAUUAUCAAACCAGUGACUGCCGAGCACGGGGCCGCAGCGUUGGCCCAUGUGUGCGUGGACACCCUUUGCUUCCCGCCGGUCAGCCGACCCGAGGAGUUGGUAGCAUCGGUGUCGGAAGCCUUGGCGGGUCCGCAAACUCCGGCUGAAAGCAUUUUUGAAAGAUUUGUGAGCUUCUAA